Molecule: messenger RNA, 3087 nt
Organism: Adineta steineri
Lineage: Eukaryota; Metazoa; Rotifera; Eurotatoria; Adinetida; Adinetidae
Source: the annotation of a GenBank genome assembly
AUGAAUAACAAGAUAUUAACUAAUAAUUUAAAUCAGUUGGAACCAACAUUUAUGUACACUAAGAUAUUCAAGGAUAUUCUCCUUGAUAUGGAAUAUGAUAAACAAGCAAUCAAAGAGUUUGUUGAUUAUUGUCGAGAACAAAACUGUAUGGACUCACAAAUUAUCGAUCGAUUUGAGAAAGAAUAUCAUCCUGAAUCAGCCAUUUGGUGGUAUACUUACUCAUCCAAUAUCUAUGCUAUGGUCAAUUACGCUCUUCGCUCAAUGGAACCCAAUAUGAUUAUUAACAUGGGCUUUUUUAUUCGUGACCUUCAUCAACAAAUUCAAGAACUCCACCAACAACAGAUUAAUGGUUAUCAUGGUAAACCAUUCACAGUUUAUCGAGGGCAAGGUCUAUCCAAAACAAAUUUUGAAGAACUACAAAAAACAAAAGGUGGACUAAUGUCUUUCAAUAACUUUUUAUCCACUAGCAAAGAAAGAGACAUAUCCCUCAGAGAUGCCACUAGUACACUAGAAAAUGCAGAUAUGGUGGGUAUUCUUUUGAAGAUGUCUAUUGAUCCACGUCUUAAAUUAGUACCAUUCGUCUCGACUAAAGAGUCCGCCUAUUUUUCGGAACACGAUGACAUUCUUUUUUCAAUGCAUACGGUUUUUCGAGUGGGUGAGAUUCAACAAAUGGACAAUAAUAAUCAACUUUAUGAAGUUGAACUUGAAUUAAUAUCGGAUGAUGACGAGCAACUCCGAAUACUUACGACUCGAAUAAGAGAAGAAACUAGUGGCUAUACUGGAUGGCAACAGUUGAGUAGCUUACUGAGUAAAAUGGGUCAAUUUAAUAAAGCUGAACAACUUUGCAAAGUAUUAUUAGAGCAGACAUCUAGCUCAAGUGGAAAAACGAUUUACUACAACCAACUUGGUCUUAUCAGUUGGAAUCAAGGUAAUUAUGAAAAGGCUAUUUGGUAUUACGAACAAGGACUUGAAAUUUGGCAAAGAACGCCUGCUUCCAAUCAUACUGAUUUAGCUGCUUCUUACAACAACAUCAGCGCGGCCUACAACAAUCUGACUCAGUACCCAAAAGCACUUUCAUUCUAUGAAAAAGCACUCGAAAUACAACAAAAAACUCUUUCUUCAAUUCAUCCUGACAUGGCUGCUACGUACAACAAUAUCGGCGGAGUGUAUCACAAGAUGGGAGAGUACUCAAAAGCACUCUUAUUCUAUAAAAAAGCACUCGAAAUUCAACAAAAUAUUUUCCCUGCUAAUCAUCCGGAUUUAGCUGCUUCGUACAACAAUAUCGGUGGAGUGUAUCAUAAUAUUGGAGAGUACUCAAAAGCACUUUUGUUUCAUGAAAAGGCACUCGAAAAUCGACAACUAAUUCUCCCUGUCAAUCAUCCUGAUUUAGCUACUUCUUACAACAAUAUCGGUGCAGUGUAUCACAAAAUGGGAGAAUAUCCAAGAGCACUUUCGUUUUAUGGAGAAGCACUCACAAUUCGACAAGAAACUCUUUCUUCAAAUCAUCCUGAUUUGGCUGCAUCUUAUAACAACAUCGGUGGAGUGUAUCACAAAAUGGGACAGUACGCAAAAACACUUUCAUUCUUUGAAAAAGCGCUCGAAAUUCAACAAAAAACUCUUCCUUCACAUCAUGCUGAUAUAGCUAUUUCCUACAACAACAUCGGUGCGGUGUACAAUAACAUGGGAGAGUAUUCGAAUACACUUUUGUAUUAUGAAAAAGCACUGGAAAUUCAACAAAGAACUCUUGCUACAAAUCAUCCUGAUUUAGCUACUUCAUAUAACAACAUCGGUGCAGUGUACAGCAACAUGGGAGAGUACUCAAAAGCACUUUCGUUUCACGAAAAAGCACUUGAAAUCCGACAAAAAGUUCUCCCUGCAAAUCAUCCUCAUGUAGCUAUUUCCUAUAACAACAUCGGUGGAGUGUAUCACAAGAUUGGAGAGUACUCAAAAGCACUUUCAUUCUAUGAAAAAGCACUCAAAAUUCGGCAAAAGAGUCUUCUUUCAACUCAUCCUGAGAUGGCUACCUCCCACCACAAUAUUGGUGCAGUGUACACCAACAUGGGAGAGUACUCAAAAGCACUUUUGUUUCAUGAAAAAGCACUCGAAAAUCGACAACUAAUUCUCCCUGCCAAUCAUCCUGAUUUAGCUAUUUCGUACAACAACAUCGGCGGAGUGUACCACAAGAUGGGAGUGUACCCAAAAGCACUUUCAUCUCAUAAAAAAGCACUCGUAAUUCGACAAGAAACUCUUUCUUCAAAUCACCCAGACGUAGCUGCUUCCUACAACAACAUCGGUGGAGUGUAUCAUACCAUGGGAGAGUACCCGAAGGCGCUUUCAUUUUAUGAAAAGGCACUCGAAAUGCAACAAAAGACUCUUCCAGCAAAUCAUUCCGAUUUAGCUGCUUCUUACAACAACAUCGGUGGAGUAUAUCACAACAUGGGAGAGUACUCAAAAGCACUCUCAUUCUAUGAAAAAGCACUUGAAAUUCAACAAAAAAUUCUUCCUGCAAAUCAUCCCGAUUUAGCUACUUCCUACAACAACAUCGGUGGAGGGUAUCACAACAUGGGAGAGUACCCAAAAGCACUUUCAUUCUAUGAGAAAGCACUGCAAAUGCAACAUAGAACUCUUCCUUCAAGUCAUCCUGAUGUAGCUACUUCCUACAACAAUACUGGUGCGGUGUACAGCAACAUGGGAGAGUACUCAAAAGCACUUUUGUUUUAUGAAAAAGCACUCGAAAUUCAAGAAAAAACGCUUCCAUCAGAUCAUCCCGAUUUGGCUACUUUCUAUAACAAUAUCGGUGUAAUGUUCUACAGCAUCGAAGAGUGCUCGAAAGGGCUUUUGUUUUUUGAAAAAGCAUUCACAGUUUGGGAAAAAUGCCAUCCUUCAAAUAACAUUGACUUCGGGAAUUUCUGCAACUAUGUUGGUGGAGUGUAUCACAACAUGGGAGAAUAUUCAAAAGCACUUUCAUAUUAUGAACGUGCUCUGAAAAUAUGGCGAGUUGUAUUAUCUCCAACUCAUCCUUAUAUUAAAAAUCUGAAAGAGACGUUUGAACUUGUAAGACAAAGAAUUAUAAAACGUAUUUCGUAA